CAGCCCCUUGCCUUUUAUUCAAAAGAAUGAAGACCUGAAUGAUGAACACAUUUUGUUUUCUCUGAUUCGUUUGCAGGAGACAAGAGGAUUAGAAUAAGUUUAUAUGAACAUGUGUAAGCGGGCACAUUGAUUCUUUUGUUGACGCUCUACGGCGAGGGAAUGGAUCCAGUGCAAUAUCUCGACCCUACCACUUUAUUUAUUUGUGUCCUGGUUGGCGUUGGAACAUGGUUUGUUUUCCUUCGUUAUCGGUCACAUGAUUCAUCUUCUAGGAAUAAGGAAUAUACAGAAAGUUUAACUAUGGAACUUUCGGAAAAAGAAGAGGAAAUAAAAAGGUUGGAAGAGAGUGUUAAAAGGUUGGAUGUUGUGAACCAGAGUUUAACUAUGGAACUUUCGGAAAAAGAAGAGGAAAUAACAAGAACGCAUGAGGAAGAACGGACAGACCUGUAUGAAGAAGUUGAUCAGCAAGUACAAGCACAUCGAAGACUAAAACAGGAACUGGAUAAAGAGAUUAAGGCUCAUAAACGUGAGAAAGCACAGCUUUUGGAGAAGAUAAGAAGACGGGAAGAAGAAAUACGAAAAGAUAGGGAAAAUGAAAGUAGGCUAAAAAAUACCAUCAAAGUACCGACGGCGGAGUGUACUGAGCUAAGGAACAGCAAUCAUGAUGUCCGAGUUACUCUGGCAGAAAAGAAAAACAAAUUAGGAGAAGCACGACAGCAGUUAAAAGCAUUGCACGCAACAAUUGAAUCUAAAGAAAAGGCUGUGGAAGAACUCGGAGAAAAAUUAAGAGAGCAACGAAGAAUUAUAUCAGACCUGGAUUCGAAAAGGCAGGAAGAAACCAUUCAACAGCUUCAGGAUGAAAAUUCGAGAUUGCGAGAUGAAAUGUCAAAGAUAACGAAACCGAAACAAAGUUAGCUAUAUAUUUCUACUAGUAGUGCUACCACUGACGCUGAUGCUAGUACUUCUAUUAAAAGUACUUAACUGUUAGCAUGAGAUAUUCGCUUCUUUGUUUACCAGUUAGGAUCAAGUGAAUUCUAUUAUUGGUCGGGCCCAGCAUCUGUGGCUGUACGAUAUCAUAAAAAAUCCACAAUAAGCGUAACACACUUUAGAUCGAAAACUUAUGCAUAACCAUCAUUCCCUGUGUUUCAUCAUAUUUUUAGGAAUAAACCGUGAAAAAAAUUAACGGUGUCAAUUAGUAAACAGGGUAACUUAUCUCAGAUUCAAACGAUAUGACACAAAUAAAACCCUGUAACAAUAUCAAGAUAAACAUAAACAUAAUGCACCCCUCUUGCUUGUCGAAUGAUUCUCCAAAUCAGGAAAUCACUUAAUACUUUCGAUUACUUUCAUCAGAAAACAACGAGAUUAAAUUGAACGUUAUUGUUCAACUUCCUAAUAAGUGCCUCGUCUAAAUCGAUGUAUAAAAUGUCUUUAAUCGCAAAAAGUGUCCAUGGAGGAACAAGGAAUGAGAACAAGGACAACUGCUACCGCCUCUGCUGCGGUUACUGGUGCUCUUGCUAUUCAUGUUGGCAAUACUUCUGCUACUGUUAUUGCUACGUAUACCUUUAAAGUUACUACUAUUAUUAUAAUUAAUACCUGACCCGUCAUCGUCCCCAACAGUACUUCUGUUAAAACUGUCACAAUUCUGAUUCUUUCAAAUAACCAGGGGCUAUUUAUAUGCAGCGUUAAUAGUCGCAUGAAAAAAAAAAUCGCAAAUUUCAAUUAUGACUACAGUUUAUAUCUCCACUCGUAGUUGAGUAAAACUUUAAAGUAACAAAAUCUACAAACAUUAUGAUAACGUGUGGCUAGUUUGUAUUUCGAAGGGCUUUACUAGUAAGAAUCAUAUUAUAUACAUGUGUUGUUUUAUUUAAAUCCUCGUAGUGUGAAUUUUUUAUGGGAUAUACAUUAUCGAUGUCUAAUUAUCAUACAUCCUCAGCUGGUAGCAUAGUAUAUAAUUAAUCUCAUAGAGUACCUUUAAUGUUACAAGACAUCCCGCUGUAAGCCGGUGUUCGCCAUUAACCACUAUACUCGGGUUGUUUGGAUUAGACAUUUUGACCAAGUGUUUGUCAGUGUUCGCUUUAUGAAGAAUAAUAUUAUUGUCUUUUUUUAACCUUUUGACCUUCGUUUUUGUUUUUGAAUCUACAGCAAUGUCCAUAAGUACAGUUUGUUAAGCAUGUAUUAAUGUUGUCCUUUCCUGACCUUGACUGUGACCUUUUGACUUUAUUUUCUAUUUUUUGAAGUUACAGCAAUUAAAUUUGCACCUUUUGUAGAGUUUUGAAAGCAAAUACCAAUGUUGUCCAUUGAUAAAAUUGACUACGACUUUUCAACCGUUUUCAUUUUUUUCAAGCUACAACAAUUAAAAUUGGACCUUGUGUACAGAUUGGUAAACAGAUAUAAAUGUCCUUUUUACCUACUUUGUAAUUCUUUUAGCUGCAUCAAUUUAAUUUUGACCAUAUGUUCAGUUUUCAAUAUAUAGAUCCAUGUUAUCAUUGGAACCUUGACUUGACCUUUUGAAAGUUGCAGCAAAUAAAUUUGGACUAUGUGUACAGUUUUAUAAACAGAUCAAUGUUGUUCUUGGGUGAACAUGACUGUGACCUUUUAACUUAGGUUCUUUUUUUUUUGUUGGAGCCACCUUUAUAAUUUUUCGAGCAUGUGUAUAAUUAAAUAUAAAUAAUUAUAGAUCAAAAUUGACAUUGUCACGUGACUUUUUAAUACAUUUCUAAUCAGCAUUUAAAUGACAUAUGAGCUUUUCCAGGCAUUCUGAGAAUUUAAAAUACGAACCUGAUUUCCUAUCAAGAAAAGAAUCGGGUCAAACACUUGGUAAACGGGGCUUUUCAAAUAACCAAACAACACAUCUUAUAGUGUACUAACCAAACAACACAGCUUAUGAUGUAAUAACCAAACAACACAGCUGAUGAUGUAAUAACCAAACAACACAGCUGAUAGUGUGAUAACCAAACAACACAGCUUAUAGUGUAAUAACCAAACAACACAGCUUAUGGUGUAAUAACCAAACAACACAGCUUAUGGUGUAAUACCAAACAACACAGCUUAUAGUGUUAUAACCAAACAACACAGCUUAUAGUGUAAUAACCAAACAACACAGCUUAUGGUGUAAUAACCAAACAACAGAGCUUAUAGUGUAAUAACCAAACAACAAAGCUUAUGAUGUAAUAACCAAUCAACACAGCUGAUGAUGUAAUAACCAAACAACACAGCUUAUGAUGUAAUAAACAAACAAUUUAUGAUAUAUACACAAACUAAAAAAGGACAUGCAAAAAACAUGGUCUUUGCAUUAAACAUAAUACAAUCAAAGAGUUGAUAGUUUUUGUCACUUUUAUAAAAAUGAAAAAAAACUUUUAACGCAUAACUCAGUUGUGACUUAUUUCAAAGUCAUCAUUGAAUGUAUGUACAUAAACAUUUUCAGAAAAAGUGAAUAAUGACCGAAAGUAAAUAAAAUGAUUUCUGUCUAAAUAAGGCUCUAUAAACAAUGUAUAUUUUAAAAAGUUUGACUAUUCGGUUUGUUCUUGUAAUUUUCAUUUUAUUUUCGUAUAAAACCGCAAUCUUUUGACCUACAUAAGUGUCCAAGCUAAAUUUACAGCAUUUUACCGCAUGACUAAUAUAGGCCAUUGGUCGACUAUAGAAAGUAACUAGCUGGUGUCCCUCAUUCUUGAUAUCUUGGUGAGGAAAAUUGUCAUUUAAUUUUGCCAUUGAAGUUUCUUCACCAGUCAACGGCAAAGUCUUGUGCAAUCAACUAAUGAACGAGUGGUAUUGUGUCGAACCAUAAGUCGGGGAAUAUGUCUGGAGUUCUUUGUACAAGACAAAUGUUCCAGCCGUUCAGUGCG
Molecule: messenger RNA, 3839 nt
Organism: Mya arenaria
Lineage: Eukaryota; Metazoa; Mollusca; Bivalvia; Myida; Myidae
Product: centrosome-associated protein CEP250-like
Exons: 15
Coding region: 160-912 (250 amino acids)
Source: RefSeq, a predicted model, not a curated record